AAUGAUGACUAAUCCGGAAGAUGAAAAGGAUAGUGAUGAGGAAAGUUUAGAUGAAGAAAGUUUCCACAUAAAAUGGCUGUUUGACAAGCAUCAUAUCGGUCAUCUUCCAUUAGAAGAACAAAUCAAAUUCUACAAACAUAGGAAUCUUAAACCUUCUCAUAUAUUUAGAUUUGGUUGGAAAACUCUCGGAAAACAAACUCCUAAAAGAGUUAGGAUUCAUGAAGCGCCAAAAUUCGCUGAUUUAAAUGAACAAAAAUCUGAUUUAAUCUUUCUGAAAAGGGAGCAGAAAUCUGCUGGUGAACGGAGGAGGGCAUUAGAAAAGGCUAAAAAGCUUGAGGAAGAGGAAAAAGAGCAUUCAAACUGGAUAAAUGAAAGAAAAAAAUUAAGGGAGGAUCUUAAAAUGUUAGAUGAUGUGGAGAAGUUCAUUAGAAACAAACCACACGCAACUGAGAUGGAAAAAAGAGUCGUAAGAAGGAAAAAAGAAAACAAAAACCUUAGUAGCAUUCCAUCAACUCCUGAAGUUGAAAAAGAGGAAAGGAGGAGAAGAUUAAAGCCUAAAACCCCUAUUUUAGCCCGACCAGUUCCAGUAGCUAUUAAAAUUAUUGAAGAAUAUCUAGUUGAAAAUGAAUUACGUCUUCUCGACCUCUUUACACAUAUUGAUAAAACCAAAGAUUGGAUUAUAACUAGAGACCAAUUAAGAAGUGCAAUUAGACGUCAGAAUAUUCCUAUAUCAGAUGUAGACCUUGAGGAUCUCGUUUUAACUUUAGACAAAGAUUUAGAUGAUUGUCUCGAUUAUAGGGAAUUGGCUCGUGGUAUGACUCUAUUAAAAACUGCCAAGUACAAUGCUAAAAGACGAGAAGUAGAAGAAUCAGUUUCUCAAACGCCAGAUACACAGUCAGUAACGCCAAAUGCAUUAUUUCCACCGGAAAUUGACAAUUCCUCUAAGGCUGCUAGAAUAACUUCGCCCGAGGAUAUGGUUGAUCUUAGAAAACGCGAUCGAGAAGCAAAAAAAUUUGUUGAUAGUCCAGAUAGAACGAAACACUUGACUGAUACUCAAUUACAACUUUUUAAGAUGGGUAAAUCAUUUAUUAAAAGUGGAGACGAAAACUUGGACGAACUCUGCUAUCCUUCGACUAUUGGAGGUAGCUCCGCAAACUUGGCAAAUGACUUUAAAAUGAAACAGUCAAAGGAAUUGAACGGUUUAUUAGAUUCUCGUGAGGUACCAGCAUCGGCGGAUGCUAUUAAACGUGCCCUAUUCAUUCCAAAAGAUAAAACAAAAGUCGAAAUUGGGAAUCAUUUAAGAUUUCCAAGCCACCCUGUUCAAAAGAACAACUCCAAACAUGAGAAAACAGCUCGCCAACAAAAGAAGGAAGAAUACGAAAAUAAAAUAGCAAAGAAACUAGAAAAGAAGCAAAUUCAUCUAUUUCCCUCAUCUACCCAAUCCGAACCAGUUAUUACUAGAAUGAAAUUAUCAACCGGAAAAGCCUAUAUUCAUAGAAAAAUUGACUGCUGGUUAACAAUGGAACGCUAUCAAGAAUUAACUAAAAAUAAACCACCGAAAUAUUUAAAACCAAUAGAAAUACCCGUAUGGGUUGGUAAACCCAUAACAAACGAUUCUGUACCCCCGGGUAGGACUUCUCUGUUUCAACGAGUGCCAAAUAAAUAUCAUUAG
Molecule: messenger RNA, 1672 nt
Organism: Dimorphilus gyrociliatus
Lineage: Eukaryota; Metazoa; Annelida; Polychaeta; Dinophilidae
Source: the annotation of a GenBank genome assembly